AUGCCAACAUGGCAAAUGCAAGAAGAAAGCGACUUGUUGUAUUGUUGCACAGGAGAAAUGUAUGGGGGAGUUAAGACAGAAUAUAAGAAAUGACAAUACAAUAUGUCUAUGUCAGAUUUGUUACAAUAUGAAUUACUCAGAGCAAGCAGAAGCCUUGGUGAGUUCUGAAGGAAUCGUGGUAAUCUUGCAAGUGAUUCAGCAAAGUCUGAAAUAUAUAAAUGAAUUUGGACCUCCAUCCGAUCAGAGAGAUACUUUCAUUGCCUCUAUUAGAGAACAAAUGGAGCACUUUGCUGAGAAUCUCUGGAGGAGCCAAGAUGGUAGCUUGGUCAGUCAACCCCAAAGCUUAGAGAACGAAGUGAGAAAAAUAUAUCAUCAGAUGCAAACCUCUCAAGUACUAAAAGACUUUGUGAUGAGAAGAUUCUGUGCAAGCCAACUCAGGAUUGCAAAUGGAGAGGAACUACAAAUGGAUCCUGUAGAUCUCAAGGAUAAGCUAACUGCAGAGUUUGAGGAAAAGAUUGGCACCUGUAAAGACCAGUUCAAAGAACUAAUCCAAAAAAUGAGAGAGAAAAAGGAUCAAGAGAUAGAAAGACUAAAUACAGAGCAUGACCAAGAAACCCAAGCUGUCGAAGAGAGAUGGAGACUCAACCUUGAGGAAGUCUCAAAACAGAAAGAAGAAUUAGAGCUAGCCAAUCAGAGACAUAUAGAAGAACUCCAAGAGAAGGACCUAGAAUAUGCUGAGAUGCAAGAAAGAUUAACCCAGGAAAAGGCUCAGGUGGUCAUCAAUAAUGCUGAUUUGAACUCUAAAAUAGGAGAUUUGGAAGCAAAGCUAGAAGAAAGUUCAGCCCAGCUUGCUAAACUUGAAACUGAGAAUAUCGAUCUCAAAACUACCUGAGAUAAACUUAAGGAGGAUUCCUUUAAGCUCUUAACUGAAGGAAAAUGAUUGGUUGAUAACAAAAACAAUAUUAUUUUGGAUUUAUCAGACCAAAUGCAGGUUGACUUUUUGCAUCAAAAUUCAGACAAGAGAUUACCUGACUGAAAUGAGCUAAAAGUGGAUUCCUUACCUGAAAGAGAGCCUGAAAUAUUUUAGUAUUAUGACAGACAUGUUUCCUUCCAAAGUUAGAAGGCUUGAUUUAAACUGUAAAAACAGUGCAAACUUACAGUUAGAGGAAUUUAUUGAUAAAAUUACAUGUUUGAGUUAUAAGAUAUCUGAAGCAUUAUUCCUGUAUAACUUUAAUGUAAAGGCUGAAGAUAUGAACACAAUUUUUGAGAGCUUUAAAGAAAAGAAAUGAAUUGCAUUUUGUAAUUGAGUGAUAGAUAUAAAAGAUAUACCUGAUUUUGAGGAUUCUUUAAAAGGAACAAAGAUUAAGACUUUGAAUUUUGCAAAAAGUGGACAGAAAGCAAAAAGUAAUUGGAGCGAGCAUCCAGAAAGAUUAGAGAAUUUGAUUAAAGGUUUGGCGAACUGUGAAGAUUUAAAAACAUCACUGGAAAUUAUUUAUCUUACCAAAUGCGGGCUCUCUGAAACAAAGGUGAAAGAAAUUCAAGAUCAAAAUGGGUUAGGUAACCUUGUUCUAAAACUCUCACUCUAAACUCUUGGUUGC
This is a messenger RNA of Moneuplotes crassus, 1598 nucleotides long. NCBI's taxonomy places the organism in Eukaryota, Ciliophora, Spirotrichea, Euplotida, Euplotidae. The record is from the annotation of a GenBank genome assembly.